AUGUCUCAUCAACAAGGAACACAACUCAACCAACAACAACUACAAUUUCUAUAUCAACAACAACAACAACAGCAACAACAACAACAGAAUGCACUGAGACAGCAGCAACUACUGCAACAACAACAACAGCAACAGCAGCAGCAGCAGCAACAAAAUGGAGGUCAGCAACAACCACAGAUACCUGCAGGUCAACAACAAUACAAACAACCUGCUUCUGCUGCUGCUCAACCCGUGAAUAAUAAUAUUAAUAUGACAUCCCCACCCAAUACAAACACAAACACCAAUACAAUACAACCUACUUCUACGAUGACGACUACUAAUACUAAUACAAAUGUAUCAACACCAACUUCUUCUACUUCUACUUCUUCUUCAUCAUCAUCAAUGACACCACAAUUCCCACAACCUCAAAUAACAACAUACGAUAAACCAAUAUUACUACAAAAGGAGAUACUUGAACUAUACGAUAUCAUUCUUGGUCAGAUUAGUAGUGUUAGAUGUGGAACUGAUGAAAUCUUUCAGGCUAUUAUGAGUGAUGUAAGAGGUCCGUCACUCAGAUAUCCUUUGUCUGAUCAACCAACAAUGCAUCCCCAAAUCGAUCGUGACAAGAAAAAGAUUGCCAUCCAACAGGCAAUGAAGUGUAUUCUGCGAUCACUCGCCAUCAUCGAUACCCUUUCACAAAAGGUUGUCAAAUACACUUCACCAGUGACUGCACAACACAGUCACAUAUUUGAAUUUACAUGGUCGAUGAACAAAUGUGCAUACGAACCAUCGAUACUAAGAACACAAUCAUUACUCAAAUCAGAGUAUCUCUGGAGAGAAGAAUCUGCUAGAAAAUCUUUAACUGCUAUACAAUUAUUGGAAAAGAAAGUACCAAAAUUAAAAGAAAUGAUUAAUUCUGCAUCACAACAAUCUUUUACUUCUACUUCUUCAUCUUCUUCAUCUUCUUCAUCAUCAGCUAUUGUUCCAACAUCGGUAACAUCACCAAUAUCAAGAAAAAGAAAAGAUUAUCAAAAUGAUCAAGUAUCACCAACAACAGCAGCGGCAACAACAUCACCUAAAAAAUCAAUACUAGAUAGUUAUAGUAGUCUCGAGUCUAUUAUUCAAUCGAUUCGACAAGAAGCACCAUUGGAAAUUGUAAAGAUUCAAUCCAAUACACAAAUGAAAGGAUUGUUUGUCAUUCUAAGUGAUGUACUUAAAUGUCUCAUUUCAUUCAACAUGGCUGAAGAAUCUAGAGAUCAUUUUAGAAUAGAUAAAAUAUCAUUUUUUGGUAUUAAUGAAAGUUUUGAUUCAUUUUGGGGAUCAUCAAAAUAUAAUAUAUUUAAAAAAUUAUCAGAGAAUGCAUACGAAGCAAUUAGUUAUUUUACAAGUAAUCAUAAUAAUCAAUCAAUUUUAAAAAAUAUUCUUAGCUGGAUAUGGUCAUUUAGAGGUUUAUUUGUAGAGGAAUGUAGAGGAUGUCAAUGUAUAUUACAAUUAGAUUCAUCAAAUUAUAUGUUUUUACCUCCUUCAUUUAGAACUUUUGAUAAUUACAUACCAUAUCAUCCAGUUUGUUAUUAUACUGCUCAUCCCCCAACACCUUCAACUGCUUUAUCAUCUUCAACUACAUCAACUCCACCUUUGACACUAUAA
Cavenderia fasciculata is the source of this 1626-nucleotide messenger RNA. It is a transcript of the gene med27, whose product is annotated as putative mediator complex subunit 27. The transcript has 4 exons. Gene Ontology annotation, molecular function: transcription coactivator activity. Gene Ontology annotation, biological process: regulation of transcription by RNA polymerase II. Lineage: Eukaryota; Evosea; Eumycetozoa; Acytosteliales; Cavenderiaceae. The record is from RefSeq and is a predicted model, not a curated record. Gene Ontology annotation, cellular component: mediator complex. The coding region runs from base 1 to 1626 and encodes 541 amino acids.